Molecule: messenger RNA, 570 nt
Organism: Boeremia exigua
Lineage: Eukaryota; Fungi; Ascomycota; Dothideomycetes; Pleosporales; Didymellaceae
Product: Lipocalin-like domain-containing protein
Exons: 2
Coding region: 1-570 (189 amino acids)
Source: RefSeq, a predicted model, not a curated record
AUGCACCUCACCACCGCCCUCCUUGCGCUCGCGGCCGCCCCGCUCGCGGCCGCGCUCCCCGGCUCAAACACCCCCAAGUCCGUCAAGCCCCAGGACAUCAUCAACUCGCUCGCGGGCACCUACGCGCUCGUCAACACCUCGAGCACCCAAAACAACAUCCCCAUCCCCGACGCCGCCUACGGCACCGCCCCCGUCGGCCUCCUAACCUACACGCGCGCGGGCUACAUGAGCGCGACCAUCACCGCAACCGAACCCCAACUACGCCCGAACCUGACCUUCCCCUUCCAGCCCGCCGACGCAGAAGCCGACUGGGCGCUCGUCGGCAAGCACAGCAUCGGGUACGCGGGGCCGUUCCGGGUGAAUACCGCGCUGCCGGCGAGUAAGACGGAGGGCCAGGUGUUCCAUGGGCCGCUGACGGUGGCGAAUGUGCCGACGUGGGUGGGCACGGAGCAGAGGAGGAAUUAUACGGUUGUUGUUGAGGGGGGGGAGACGUAUCUCAGGAUUGGGAGUGAGCGGGGGGGCGGGUUUAGGGGGGUGCUUUGGUGGAGGAGGAUUGCUGGGGCGGUGUAG